Molecule: messenger RNA, 857 nt
Organism: Rhodofomes roseus
Lineage: Eukaryota; Fungi; Basidiomycota; Agaricomycetes; Polyporales; Fomitopsidaceae
Exons: 2
Coding region: 383-796 (137 amino acids)
Source: RefSeq, a predicted model, not a curated record
GUAGAUCUGAGAUUCAUCUCAGAUAUAAUCGGUUGCAUUGUGGCUGCUACCCGAUGUCUCCCGGGCCGGUGUGACGGACUACAGGCUCUUUCCAGCUUCGAAUACUGUAUGCCGCCGUACGCCUUCACUCGCCAAUACUUAUUUCUCCUGAGCGAGGCAAAUAUUGCUACUGCUAGCUGGCGGUCGGUAGCGCGGCUGAUACAUGGGCGUUGACUUGGUUAGGCAAGAACCUAGUAUAUAUGCAGAUGAAGAGCCCACGUAGGCUCGCGCUCCGCCUCGGCGACGCGUCCGUUGUAAAGAUAUGCAAGUAGACUCUCUUCAAGGUGACGAGCUGCGCAUUGCGAAGUCACCAGACGGGAGGUGAUUGACUCCGCGAGCAUGGAUGUCGCAACUCAGCUUAGUCUUCAAAUUCAUCCUCGUCGUCCUCCCCAUCCUCCUCCUGCUAAGCGGUAAGUGCUUGCUAAACGACGACGUCACGCGGGCAUAUGAGCACCAUUUGACGUCCUCAGACGCGAAUGUUGACGCUGGGCAGAACUUGUUGAGCAGUUUGUAUACCGGACUGUGUGACUCACUUCCACGAGACUACCCUGUUGUGUGUAGCUUCCGAAGCUGUAUCGAUUCACGGUUUCAGCUCAGAGAUGCGGCAGCAUGGAUUCACGCCACCGCUGAGAUCCUGCAGCUGACGGCCUCCUUCCCCACUGCCCAGCCCUCCGUUGGAGUCAACGACACAGAGACCACAUUGACACGGACGAAUCGAUGUGACAAACGAGCAGAACUGGAAGAGCAGAAUUCGUGAGAAGAGAUGGAGGAAGAGGUGCAUCAGAAACCCAUGCGGAGCGGGAGCAGCACGUCGGUGU